UAUUAUCAAUACCUUAUCUUGCAGAGGAUGCAAACAGGUUAUUGAUAAUGUUUUGAUUUCAGUAUACCUACCGUACGCUCACCGGCGUUUGAAUUAGCUGAUCCUGAUCAGAUGUUAAUUUUUUAAAAGCGUCAUAUAAGCUCGCGGUGACACUUGUAUUGCUAAAGCACAUCACCUGACUCAGUCCGAAAAAGUUCCGGUUCUAUUAAAUCGCCCAAAGCUAGUUAAAAACUGAUGGGUAACCCCCUGAAUGAAAUCUUUAAUUUUGUUGAAGUUGUUUAAUUCAAACGCUGCACGACAGAUUGGAAAUUGUGUCCACAACAACUGGAAUUUGGCUGUUUGGCAGUACAUAUAAGAAACCGAACGCUGUAGACAGUCACAUUUCCAUUUGCCAACGUUGUCUUAACCCGACGGCUUCAUUUUCCACUGUCCGAAGAUGUCGAUCGUUACGCUGCAACCAUUGGUGCUGACGACUGGACAACUCCACAAUCGUAUAGCAGUACUGACUUUUGGAGCCUUGCAAGUGUCUUUUGGAGCAUUGCUUGUCGUGCUCGAUGUUGGAGCUUUUAUUCGUUUGGCCCCGCCAUCAAACGCAGGGUACGGCUGGUGUCACAAUGUGAUGCGUAGCACCGGCAUUGCAUCAGGAUUUUGGGGCGGUGGUUUAUUUAUCUUUACCGGUAUAUUUGGCCUGCUCGCAGGACGCAGCAUCCCACCACAACAGGGACCACGAAGCCGUCGCGCUUUUCUCAUCACGGCACUGAUAUUCAGCAUUUUUGGUUUGAUUGCUUCCAUGGCAGUGAGCCCGAUUUCCAGCUUGUUUGCUGAUAAUUUAUCUUAUUGUGCGUAUUAUGCAUCCCAGAAAGAAGAAAAUACAGAUACCACUCCCUUCGCCGGCCUUAUAAUAGCAGCGCUGCAUGCGACUAUAUUCAGUAUUAUGAUCGUUGUUAAUCUUGGUCAACUCGUGUCCACCAGCGUCAACAUCAACAAGCUUCCCAAGGAUGCUCCACCAGUGACCUACAUUAUGACCACGAUGCCAAACGUCCCGGACCAGCGGAUGAUUCUGACAGCGGUCAAUACCCAUCCAACCACUAUGCCAUUACCAUUGGCUCCCGUUGAUUCGGUCCCGCCUCCCUAUUCGCUGCAACAGCAAAUUAGCUUCGUGCAGCAUGCCGUCGACACGCAUCCCAAAUAAUAGACUUAGCAUCCAUUAAUUUCCCGGGAAAUGCAACAAGAAUUGCUGGAUAAUUUAUAAUUUACAUUCUACAUAUGUUCGUAACUUAAUCUAGGCCACCAUGUCGUUGAGACUAAAACUAUAUACUGUAAUAUAAGCGCAGUGGCGUUUUGGCAAAAGUUACUUAAGUCAGUUUAAUUUUGAUGCGUUUAGAUGAUUACAGUAUAAGCUGACCAAUCGUUAUUAUUUAGUUUUUUGCCAUAUUGAAAUGCACGAGAAUUGCAGUACAGGGUAGUACAUGUUUGUUGAUGAUCUGCUUGUAUGUACUAGUAAUUUUAGAUAAUUAACCAGUUCAGUUAAACAAAUCCUUCGAAUGGGGA
Molecule: messenger RNA, 1551 nt
Organism: Paramacrobiotus metropolitanus
Lineage: Eukaryota; Metazoa; Tardigrada; Eutardigrada; Parachela; Macrobiotidae
Exons: 3
Coding region: 437-1192 (251 amino acids)
Source: RefSeq, a predicted model, not a curated record